This is a messenger RNA of Cuscuta epithymum, 1027 nucleotides long. Lineage: Eukaryota; Viridiplantae; Streptophyta; Magnoliopsida; Solanales; Convolvulaceae. The record is from the annotation of a GenBank genome assembly.
CGGAUGAACAAUCUUUCUGCGGUUGAGUGAACUCAUUGUCAUUGCACUCUGAAGAAAAAGGCUGAGCACUUCGCAGAGAUGGUUGGACCGACCCGUCCGAAGUUCGUUCUAUUCGGAUCAUCUAUAGUACAGUUCAGCUACAGCCAGGAAGGUUGGGGCGCUAUCCUUGCUGAUAUCUACGCACGCAAGGCAGACAUAGUGCUUCGUGGAUAUGGCGGUUGGAACUCACGAUGUGCUCUUGAAGUUUUGGAGAAAGUAUUUCCAAAGUGCUGUUUAGGAUGCAGACGAGCAACCUUCUCUGGUGAUAGUUUAUUUUGGUGGCAAUGAUUCAAUGUCACCCGUUGUAUAUGGAGUCAAUGCUCAUGUUCCUCUUUCUGAAUAUGUUGAAAAUAUGAGGAAGAUUGCUAUUCAUCUCAAAAGCCUGUCAGAGACAACACGGAUAAUCUUUCUCACCUGUCCUCCCAUCAACGAGGCACAAAUUCUUGAAGUAUUUGGUACCUCAAGCCGAUCAAACAAAUUGUGCCAAAAGUAUUCAGAUGCGUGUGUCGAGUUGUGCAAACAGCUGGAUGUAAAGGUAAUAGAUUUAUGGAGAGCACUUCAGCAACGGGAUGAUUGGCUGACUGCUUGUUUUACGGAUGGAAUCCAUUUAACGCCGGAGGGAAGCAAGAUUGUGGUGAAAGAAAUAAUGAAGGUGCUGAAGGAGGCUGAUUGGGAACCAAGUCUGCACUGGGAGUCAUUGCCCACUGAGUUUUAUGAACUCACUCCAACCCUCUUUUUGGGUCCGAAUCGGACACCUGUUAACGCCGCUGAUGUGGUUCUUCAUUGGCAAACGAAGUGGGAUUAGAUGAGAUGUCUCUUUCACAUCUUUUGUCACUAGAGCUGCAUUUAAUAAAAAAAAAAAAUAGAAUUGCCAAUUACUGUAUACCCUAAAAAUUAAAGAGUGAUUUAGAAUUGUUUUCAUUGCUUUUCACUAUUAAAUUGUGAUGUCAUUGUUUCAUCAAUGGUUAUGCUUACUCUUUUGGAUGAA